CUGUACAGAGUGAGUAAUCUUUCUGAGCACUAAAGUCUCUCUGAGGAGAACAUAAAAACCCCGCCCAUAUUUCUCCCACAAUGCAUCGGUCCAGUAAACAAAUAUCUGACGUCGGCCAAUGACAACAGAAGUCAAGCUAGCUAACUAGCCCGUCGGAGAGUUGAUCCUGGAAUGUGAGGAUUUAUUCAACUCGUCUCAAAAUAACGUUAAAGAAGACAUUUCAUUGUGCAUUUGUGAAUUUAUCUAAAUUUCAGUUGUUGCUCGUUAAUUUGCUAAUGCUAAUUAGCUGGCAGCCUAGCUAGCUUAACUAUAAAAGAAGUGACGGUAGCUAUUAGCGUACGUUAACUCUAUAUAAUAAAGUAAUAUCUGUUAAACGAGCAUAUUUAAAUAAUGUCUGGACCAAAUGGAGAUCCAAACGUCUCGGUUGACGACGGUAUUAUCAACGACGAAGAUGAUUUCGGCGAUGAAGAAGAGUAUGAGGCCGUCAACUCUAUGCUAGACCAGAUCAACUCCUAUCUUGAUGACCUGGAAGAACGGAAUGAUUCACUUAAUGGCAAACUGCACGAACUUAUGGAGUCAAACCGGCAAGCCCGGCUGGAGUUCAGGGCCCAACUGUCAGGCCCACCGACCCCCGAGGAGCAUUGUCCUGCAGACGGGGACGACUCCUCACCCAGCAAGGAUGACCUGAACAAGGCCAAUGGAGCUGGCAAAUGAGUGACAAGAGUGAGUAGAUGAGUGGGAUUAAGUUCAGCAAAAUGCAGGGAAAGAAAUAUUUAUGACAGUUGACUCAACUCCCAACCUCGGUCUGUUGGACUAGUGACCCUUGAUCUGCAUAGUCCAUGCCUGUCUGACUUUUCUGAAUUUACACCCCCAUCAGCAGACGUGUACAAGUGAUAUUUGCAUCUCCUCAACCUAGUUUUUCUUUGAACUGUGGUGUGCAAAUGUUUUUUUCCUGAGCAGAUUGAAGUUUAUUUACCUCAAGCAACGUCUUAUUCAGUCAGCUGACAUUACUACAGUAAAAUCAAAGAUUAAAAAGCUGGGUCCCUCAGUUUUGUUCAGGUCAAAAUGGGACAUUGUGAGAACAAAUUCCAAAGCCAGGAUCACACCAGAAACAUUUUUAAAAGCAGAUUAAAAAGGACUGCAUUGUUAAUUUAACAAUGACAGUAACCUGCUCAUACUGCAAGAUCAUGAUUGGAUUUUCCCAGAUUGCUAUAAAAAUUUAACUUGCUGAUAUGCACGGUGACCCUUCUUAUGUUGAAACACGUAACUCCUGCCUCUGCAUGAUCUCCAGAAUUUGUCCUCAUGGCCAAAAAGCUUUGCAAUAGCUGUACAAGUUUGUGGUAUCCCAAAAAGUAAAUAUGCAACAUUCCAGAUGUAUACCAUUGUAUUAUGUUUGACCUGCAGCAUGACAGAACUGUUAAUUUUCAUGAACCUCUUUGGGAUAAAUGAUGCAGUCUGAAAAGUGUUUGUAUAUGUUAAGUCAAAAUGAAGUCCACAAAGUAUGGGAAUUGUCAGACAUUUUAAUAUAAAUUAAAAUGACCCCAAACGGCAAACAAACAUCCAAAAAUACAUUAAAUGUCCAGCAGUUAGAAAACAUCACCUGUUUGUUCAUCUCAAUUUGUCAGUAGCUGAAUAAAAAUACAAUAAGAAACAUACAGCUUUGUUUGAAAUUAUAUUUUACACGUCCUUUUCUCUCUCCUGCUCCCUUCUGUUCUCAAAGUAUAGUUUCCAUCAUGUCUUGUUCCUUCAGACAGAACACGAUGCAAUGCUAAUCAUGUGACCGUUACCACCAUGACUACUAGAGUUGCUACAUGUGGCAGCCAACCACGUUUGUGGUUUAAAAUAUCCUUCUCUAACAUGGAGGAUGAAAUGUUUCCAGGAGAGCACACUAGUUGUUCAAGAGGGAAGUGAGGCAUCCUUAUUUAUGCCUUGUGGUUUCUGGUUACUGCUGAAAUGCUGGAAGUUAUACAUUUGUAUAAUCUGUAACAGGUAUCAUCCGCUGUAUGUUACUGGUGCUUAAAAUCAGAGUUUAAAGUUUGCAAGGAUAAUUUGACAUUAAACACCUCCUUCCAUUAAA
Molecule: messenger RNA, 2077 nt
Organism: Micropterus dolomieu (smallmouth bass)
Lineage: Eukaryota; Metazoa; Chordata; Actinopteri; Centrarchiformes; Centrarchidae
Gene: bbln
Product: bublin coiled coil protein
Exons: 2
Coding region: 391-714 (107 amino acids)
Source: RefSeq, a predicted model, not a curated record